GAGGCUUUGUCUCUGGGGUUGGAGGUUCGGCUGCCCAGGGGAGCUUCAGGUCCUGUGGCCUGCACCUCAGUGCUCCCUCUGUGGAGAGGCUAGCCCUGUCUGCCCCCCUGCCCUCUGACAGCUCUGUGUCUGGAGAAAGUGGACAUCCAAUCUCAUCUUCCUGCUCUCCCUCUCGUCAGGGACCACCAGUACUCUUCUCUGAAAUUCAUCCUCACCCCCAACCUCACCCCCUUGCCAACACUCAACCACAGUCUGCCCCAGAUGCUACAUCCCUGGACAGGGGGGGCCAGCUGGUUUCUACCCAGGAUGGAGGGACCUUAGCCAGGGAGGCUUGCGACCACAUGGAGGGUAACGCUGGAGAGGAGGAAGAGGAGUGUCCAGUGAGAGACACCAGCGCCCAGACCUGCUUUAACAUACAAACACACACCCAGCUGGCAUACACACACCCACACACACACAUAGAUCCAGUGCCUGUACAGGCAUACUUACAAAACACACAUCCAGGUGUGGCUCCCAACCACACACACUCGUACACACGCCUGCCGCUGGCGCUGGGCUCUAAGGGCUGUAGUCCAGAGGGAACCGCUCGGAAGGUGAUGACUGUUCAGUACCUCCUUGGAGAGUUGAAGGCUCUGCUCGCUGGCCAAGACAGUGUAGCAGAGCGUCUGGUGUGUGAGCUGGAGCAGACAGUGUCUCUACUUCCUGUCAUGGUGGGCAGCUCUAACAUCCAGGCUGAGAUUGCUCUGGUCCUGCAACCUCUACGCAGUGAGAACGCACUGCUACGCAGGCGUCUGAGGAUAGUGAACCAACAGUUGCGGGAGAGAGAGCGAGCAGAGAGGGAGGCCAGAGAUGUCCACUGUGACACUGACAUGUCGGCUCUGCAGUCGGAGCUCAACGAUGCUCACACAAGCCUGCAAGAGCUGCAGCGCGGCAACACUGAGCUACGGCAAGCCCUGGUGGACACACAGAGCCAGCUGCAGCAGAGUGAGGCGGAGUGCAGUCGUAUCAGUAAAGACGUGCAGUCUGCUCUGGGUGAGGUGCAGGGCUGUAACCACAGGCUGCAGGAGUGUCAGAAGGAGAAUGCUGCACUGGCACUCAAUACCCAGAAGAGGAAGACAGAGAUCCACACACUACAGGAGCACCUCAGAGCUCUACAGGUCCCUGUCACUGAGUUUCCUGCUGUGACUGACAUCCCUACGUCCCGCCUCCCUCUCACUAAACGAGCUCUGGACCAAUACCAGGACCAGCAGGGUCCGUCAGACCACCCAGUCAGCCAAUACCUGUGGUCGUUGGAGCAGAAGGGGUGUGGUUCUGUCUCCCUGCCCUGUAAAGGCCCUGAGUGCCACUACACACACCAGCAGGACUUCAGUGUGUGUACACCAGGUGGUCAGAGUGUGUGUGCGUCUGCGGAUCAGGAAGUGGGUCUGUGUGUGGCUCUGGAAAGAAAAGCCACCCCACCUUUGGCCUUCGCCCCACUGAGAGAGACUGUGAGGUCACCACUUCCUGUUGAGGGGUUACCACUUACUGUGAUGAUGUCACAGAGAGGAGGAGGACCACAGGGUCUUCAGAGCCUUAGUGUUGCCCUCGAGGGUUUCCCUCAAUUAAAAAGCCUAUUAUCUAAUCUCCACCAAUCAAACGGACUCUGCUCUAAUGGCGCUGGACACUCUGACCUGUCCCAGAGUCACCGGCGCCGUCUGGACAUGGAUAUGGCAUCACCGGGCAAGGGGCGGAACUCUUCGCUUGACUCCACUGGCCUCUCCUUAUGUGAGGUCAGAUCCUUGGCUUCUGAUUGGAGUGCAGGGUCAAGCUCGACCUUUGACACGCGUGACGAACAGGAGUUCCGGAACGGGCUGGCCGCUCUGGAUGCCAGCAUUGCCAGCUUGCAGAGAACUAUAAAGCAGGACCUCAAGCGAUAAGACAGAGACACACACACACACACCGAGGUAGUCUGAAUCUAUUCCAAUGUAAUAAAAUAACCAAUGUCUUUUUUUAGGUUUCUUUUUAAUUGUACUUUAUUUGAAUGAAAUGGCAAAUUAAAUAGUUAUUCUUUUUUCGUUACUAUUUAUUCUUUACUUUAAAGACGGGUUACCUGAGAACUUCAGGAAAACGAAGCACACGCUUCAAUGGGGCAGAAGGCCAUGUGUUGUGAUUCUGGAUGGCCAGACAGCAACAAUGACACGAUGCCAUGUGUUGUGAUUCUGGAUGGCCAGACAGCAACAAUGACACGAUGCCAUGUGUUGUGAUUCUGGAUGGCCAGACAGCAACAAUGACACGAUGCCAUGUGUUGUGAUUCUGGAUGGCCAGACAGCAACAAUGACACGAUGCCAUGUGUUGUGAUUCUAGAUGGCCAGACAGCAACAAUGACACGAUGCCAUGUGUUGUGAUUCUGGAUGGCCAGACAGCAACAAUGACACGAUGCCAUGUGUUGUGAUUCUGGAUGGCCAGACAGCAACAAUGACACGAUGCCAUGUGUUGUGAUUCUGGAUGGCCAGACAGCAACAAUGACACGAUGCCAUGUGUUGUGAUUCUGGAUGGCCAGACAGCAACAAUGACACGAUGCCAUGUGUUGUGAUUCUGGAUGGCCAGACAGCAACAAUGACACGAUGCCAUGUGUUGUGAUUCUGGAUGGCCAGACAGCAACAAUGACACGAUGCCAUGUGUUGUGAUUCUGGAUGGCCAGACAGCAACAAUGACACGAUGCCAUGUGUUGUGAUUCUGGAUGGCCAGACAGCAACAAUGACACGAUGCCAUGUGGGGAAUCGUAAGCGGCUCAUUUCAGCUAGUUCUAUUUGUUUUUAUAUCAUGUUUUGACUGAGCUAGCUAACCAACAACUGUAAUGGUGGAUUUGAGAGACAAGUGCUCAUUGUACAACUUCAUUUAUGUUUUCAAUAAACAUUGGAGAAGAAAUAUA
Molecule: messenger RNA, 2911 nt
Organism: Oncorhynchus mykiss (rainbow trout)
Lineage: Eukaryota; Metazoa; Chordata; Actinopteri; Salmoniformes; Salmonidae
Source: RefSeq, a predicted model, not a curated record